GUAAUGUUUAUACUCUUACAAUUAUAGAUUGAGUGGCUAAAAUGAAUGAAACUUUUAGGCUUUCUGACAGAAUUAUCCAACAAAAAAGAUUCCAUUCAGUUUCUUUUCCAUAUAUUUUCAAGCUAUUUCAGGACUAGCAAUCAGAAAAGUUGAGCAUUAUAUUUUCAGAUAUUUUUGGUGAAGAAAUGUGCUAUGUUAGAGAGAGAAGCGGCGCGCUUGUCUGAAAUACAACCUGAUCAUCAUGUGUUGGAGGUCGGCUUUGGACCAGGACUCGGGAUUGAAGCUGCUUGCCAAUAUGUCAAAGGCGGCCAAGGAAAAAUUUAUGGAGUUGACUUCUCAGAGGAAAUGGUUACCAUGGCGACAAAGCUUGUAAGACAAGACGUCAACGACAGAAAAGUGAAACUUAUACUCGGUGAUGUAGCAGAUUUAUCCUUUUUCGAGUCCAACAAAUUUGACCGUGUUUUUCAUUGUAACACUUACUAUUUUUGGCCUGAUUUGGACAAAGCAGUACGUGAACUACAUCGUGUGAUGAAAACAGAUGCCAUUAUGGUUACCACUAUGAACUACGAACGUUCAAUACGCAUGCGAGAUAUAGGCCUCUUCCGGUAUGGUGAUAUUGAUCAAAGACGAUACAUGAAUGCCUUGGAAGCCUGUGGAUUUAGAGAUGUGUCUUUAGAGAAAACAAAAAAUAAAGAAUCUGGUGCUGCUUAUGACGUCAUGUAUGCGAAGAAAGUCUGAAACUGAAGAAACUGUGCAGUUUAUAUUUUUUUUGUUUUUACUUUUCUUGAAGUAAUUUUGAGAGUUUUUCAAACACCUAAUCAGCAACGUAGGAUUUUGUUUGACAGUUCCAUAAUGUAAUAGCGUGUCUUCAUCUUCUCUGAUUAAGUAGCUUUACAAUACUUUCGGCCGCCCCUAAAUUGAUGGACUGAUGUAUGACAUCAACCAAUUUUCUCCAUUUUAUUUUAUUUUUUCCAUAUAUGAAAUUAUAAUUUUAUAGUGUGUGUCGUCAUCUCCUUAGAUGAGGUAUCUUUACAAUACUUGCUGUCGACCCUAAAUUGAUAAAAUGAUGUAUGAUAUAAUCUUAUUUUCUCCACGUUAUGCAUAUUUUUCCACAAAGGAAAUUAUAUUGUAAUAAUAUGUGUCUUCAUAUUUUCGGAUUAGGUAGCGUUACAUUACUAGCUGCAGGUAGCCCAUGAGUUUAUAGAGAGAAAAGUGACAUCAAACAUCUUUUUUCAUUUUUGUUUGUUAAUUUUCCA
This is a messenger RNA of Pecten maximus, 1256 nucleotides long. RefSeq names its product demethylmenaquinone methyltransferase-like. Bases 193 to 738 code for a protein of 181 amino acids. Gene Ontology annotation, molecular function: sterol 24-C-methyltransferase activity. The transcript is spliced from 2 exons. The record is from RefSeq and is a predicted model, not a curated record. NCBI's taxonomy places the organism in Eukaryota, Metazoa, Mollusca, Bivalvia, Pectinida, Pectinidae. Gene Ontology annotation, biological process: sterol biosynthetic process. Gene Ontology annotation, cellular component: endoplasmic reticulum.